Xiphias gladius (swordfish) is the source of this 1228-nucleotide messenger RNA. It is a transcript of the gene snx22, whose product is annotated as sorting nexin 22. Gene Ontology annotation, molecular function: phosphatidylinositol phosphate binding. Lineage: Eukaryota; Metazoa; Chordata; Actinopteri; Istiophoriformes; Xiphiidae. The record is from RefSeq and is a predicted model, not a curated record. The transcript has 7 exons. The coding region runs from base 152 to 742 and encodes 196 amino acids.
GUAGGUGGAGCAGAGGAGGAAACCGACCGGGCGAAAAACCGACACUCCUGCAAGCUCCCCGGGUGCGCGGAGGGAAACCCGUGCGAGGCUGCCUUUCGUUCCCCGAAUCGGCCGCAGAAGAGUCGGCCACGGACGGCCGGCACACACUCCCAUGGUGGUGAAGGAAGACCUCCCGAUGAUUGAAGUCUCGAUACCCUCGAUGGAGAGGGAAGUGGAUGAGUCGGCAAAGUCCAAAAAGCUCUUCAGAGUCGAAGUCUUGUUCAAUGGGAGGAAGCAUUAUGUGCUCAGGAGAAGCAGCGAGUUCCAGACUCUGCACAGGAAACUCAGGAAGAUCAUUCAGACUCCUGAUUUCCCGAGCAAAAGGAACCCCCAUCUGAGGACCAAACCCCCGGAGCAGAGGAGGCAGGAGCUGGAGGAUUACAUCCAGGAGGUCAUCUAUCAAAACGAAGACGUGCCGCAGGUGCUGCUGGACUUCCUCCACGUCAAACACUUUCACACGGGGAACAAGAUCAGCAGCGUGGAGUCACUUGAUGAACUUGACAGUCAGGAUUACAGUUAUUCGUCACCAAAUCAGCGAGUGUUGGGGUUUUUUCAGGAUCCUUAUCUCUCUGACUGCACAUCAGGUCUUCCAGACGUUGUCGUGGACGGGGUUCUCCAGGGUUUUUACCCCCGGGACGUCCGGGUCAGCUUCGUGGCCCCCGCUCACACCGAGCCCGACCCCGCCACCUCUAUAGAGGCCUGAGAUUACAGUCACAUCGCAGUAAAAUGUGUGUGCCAAAGUGGAAUGUACUGUACAGUCAAACACACAAUACCAGCAAGAAAGAUAAAUGGAAGAAGAAAGAAAAAAAAAAGCCAUCAGCGUGCAACUAGUACGACAAAGAAAGUUUUUGUAUGGUUGGCCCCAGUGGGACUGAAACCCGUCACCCGGCCUUUGUUGUCGGGAUGCUCCACCCAUUGUGCUGACGGCACGAAGACGACACACGCAAACGGAUUUUAAUCGAGUUGUAGCCGAUAAGCCAACGUGAAACCCAGUGAAAUGCAUACCUGUAGUCUUUUCUUCAUCCUAGCUAUAGUGUAAAUUGAUAGACGCAAAUUCGAUUUUAGAAUAAAGACGUUGUGACGGUUUAGAAAAUUACAUGCAAUUUAAAGGGCAGAUACAGUUUUCAAAAUAUUCAUGUUUAAAGUUUUUGUUUGUUUAAGCAUCAGAUUGACAAACAGGAUUUGGAGA